Molecule: messenger RNA, 285 nt
Organism: Aspergillus neoniger CBS 115656
Lineage: Eukaryota; Fungi; Ascomycota; Eurotiomycetes; Eurotiales; Aspergillaceae
Exons: 3
Coding region: 1-285 (94 amino acids)
Source: RefSeq, a predicted model, not a curated record
AUGCUUCGCACGAGUCAUACUGCUCGUUUCGAUAUGGUUACGGACCAUGGACCCCGUGCUAGAUCCAUGCAUGGAAGCUGUCCUCAAACACCUUCACUGCCAGCAAUCAUUGUUCAACUUUCUGUCUGCAAGCCCAUAGACGUCAUAACGUGGGAUGUUGCCAGACAUGUUCAACCAAUCGGUCAUUGUAGCACUCACAUCGGCAGCAAAGGUGGGCGGCUAAUCCUGGAUAAAUGGGAUCCUCGCUCCAGCAGGACGAGCUUUUGUAUGCCGCUCGGAGUAUAG